AUGAUUAAAAUAGGAGUUAUAAGUACUUUAGUAUUUAUUUUAUACAUAGUGUCUUUAGCAUAAUGUAACAAAUACAUAGGUUAGUUUUUUGCAUCUAGCGAUAUGGAAAAAACUCUUGUUUACUUGAAUAAUACUUUGUUUGUAGAAAGACUCGAUUAGAGAACACAUAAGCACGUUUAAUACAAGCAGAAUAACUUCUCGCUUUAUUCUAAAAAUGAUAAUAUAAAAACUCCUGCUUAUGGAAUUAUUUAUGAUCAAUUUUCUUUAGUUUCAAAAGAUAUGUAGAUAUUUGCGCAUAAAAUAAAUUAUAGUAGAAUGACUCUUGAUCUUGCUUUUACUUUAGAUUUAAAACUACUAUGCGAAGAUAAUUAACAAAAGCAAAUUUAAUUUGAUGAUCCUAAUUACUGUUCCUAAAAUAUAUAGGAGGAUUAUAUAACCUACCUUCAUGCAUACUUUAACGUUAUUUUUAUUUCAACAAAAAACAACUAAUUUAUUCUUAAUAUAGAUGAGUUACUUAAUUAUAUUUAAAAAUUAUAGCUUGCAAAUUAAAAGAUUUCUAUUAUUUAACAAGAACCACUUUUAUAGAGCCUGAUUUCUUAUGAAAAAUUUUAGAUUUCAGACAAAUAUUGUCAAGAUUGUAUUUAAGGAGUUUAAUUUUUUAUAAAAAAUUAACAAUAUGUCAUAUUAAAAUAAAAUUCAUCACUAAGAAACUAAAUCAUUCUGCCCUAUAAUUUGACCUCAGAAUUAUUUGCUUAAAUUGAAGGCUGUGAAAAUAAUUUUGAUUUUGACAUGACUUAUGAGUAAAAGGGUCCAAAAAUAGACAAAGGAUAUUUUGUUAUAAUAAGAUGUAACUAAAGAAUUAAGCUUCUUAAAAUAAAAAAAGAAUCAAUAGAAAUGAUUGAUGAUUAAAAUUUGAACUAAAAUAUGGAUAAAUCUGUUAAUUCAGUACUACUUUACGAUUAUUCUAAUUAGCAUAUUUAUGGUUUUUAUAAUGAUUCUCUAGCUUGCUUUUAUUCAAAAUAUGAAUCGAGCACAAAAUCAAAGUUUUUAAAUAAUGAAAAUUAAAAUACAACGAAUCUCACAGCCUCAGAAAAUAAAAAAACACCAAACUAUCACAUUUGCUUAAAGAAUCAAAUUCCUUCUAUGACUUUCUCACAUGUUUUAUAUAAUGACUAAGAUAAUAAAGUUACUAUUAUAUUAAGUAAAACUGAUAAAAAAUAUACUGAGAUUUUAGGUUAAUUAAUAGACAAAUGUAGCUUCUUCAAUUUAAAAGAAUCUAUUGAAUGUAAUUUAUGCUCGUAAUGCAGCAAUUCUUGUGCAAGCUAUAAUUUAGAAUAUUGCGGUGGUUAAUUUAUGUUUUUUAGAUUCAAUACAUUUCUGGCUUUGUUAAUAUUAGCUUUAAUAGCAUUAGUAGGGCUUAUAUUAAAAUAGUUACCAAAGUUAAUUAAAGAAUGCUUGAAAUUAACAAUUUAGUUUAUUGUACUAAUUUUUUGCCAUUUUCCUAUUAUUUUAUGCAAUCUAAUAAAAAAGUUUACUAAGGCAGCAAAAAUUAAAUGUAGAAAAUUUAAAAUAAAAGUAAAAAAUAUUUUUCAUAGAAUAUUCAAAUCAAAAUCAGACUAACUUAAUAAUUAAAACGAAGAUAUAUGUCCUAUUUGCAUGGAUACAUUAUCUGCCCGUCCUAUUGGAAAAUUUGUUUGCAAUAAUCACUCUGCUCAUUUAGAUUGUCUUGAAGAAUAUAACACUUCUAAAAUAAAUAACAAUUAGGAUUUAGAUUGUCCAUUUAGAGAUACAGCAGAAAGCAAAUAAAACAUUCAAAUGUCAGAAGUUUGA
This is a messenger RNA of Tetrahymena thermophila SB210, 1830 nucleotides long. Its product is annotated as transmembrane protein, putative. The transcript has 2 exons. NCBI's taxonomy places the organism in Eukaryota, Ciliophora, Oligohymenophorea, Hymenostomatida, Tetrahymenidae. The record is from RefSeq and is a predicted model, not a curated record.